This is a messenger RNA of Punica granatum (pomegranate), 4395 nucleotides long. The record is from RefSeq and is a predicted model, not a curated record. Lineage: Eukaryota; Viridiplantae; Streptophyta; Magnoliopsida; Myrtales; Lythraceae.
UGUCUCCACCGGUCUGUCUGUCUGUUCACUGGUUCAUCGUUAAACAAGACUGCUUUUUCCGCCAUUGACGAACCUCACAGCUAUAGCUCAUCGGCUCACCUUGCAUGCUCGUCACCUCUCUCCUUCUGCUACCUCCCUGCCGAUAUCAACAAGCCCAUUUUUUCUCCAAGAAGAGGACGACCAGGGAACUGUCUCCACCUCCGAGAGUCGUCGUCCUCGAGAUGAAGGACCGACCACCGCCGUCCAACGGCGGCGUCUACGUCCCGCCCCACCAGCGCCUCCGUUCCGUCGUCACCGUCCCUAAUUACUCCUCCCCAGCUGCUGCCGUGCCCCCUGUCCACACUAUAUCCCGCGCCACCAGAUACGACGCCGUGCUGAACCCUAGACACUCUCCUCAGCAACAGGACAACCCGCAGAAGCAGCAGCAGCAGCCGCAGCAACAGUCCCAGCUCAACACGAGGGAGUAUGAAUGCUCCUCCGAGGACGGUUACGAUCCUGAGCCCGACUGGUCGUUGCCUCCUGGAGCAUUGCCCAUGGAUAAUGUUGAUGAGUGGAAACGGAAGUUAGCCAUGCUUUUACGCAGUAAAGACAAACAAGAAUUGAUCUCGAGAGAGAAAAAGGAUAAGCGUGAUUUUGAGCAAAUAGCAGCUUUGGCGAGCAAGAUGGGGUUGUAUAGUCAAGUUUAUUCAAAAGUGGUGGUCUUCAGCAAGGUUCCUUUGCCUAACUACCGAUUUGAUUUGGAUGAUAAGCGUCCGCAGAGGGAGGUGAGCUUACCUCUUGGUCUUCUUAGAAAAGUUGAAGCCCAUAUAGAAGAUUACCUCUCUCACAAGCCUAGAUUCAACGAAACAUUUGGGAACUCAUUUUCAAGAUCCAGCAGCAGUGGUAGCAUUGCUACUGACGAAGGGCUUUUUGAGCAACCGGAACCACUUGCCUCCAGCAGAUCCAUGAUGGAGAAAAUUCUUAAGCGAAGAAGUUUACAGUUGAGAGAGCAACAGCAAGCCUGGCAGGAAUCUCUGCAAGGUAAAAAGAUGUUAGAAUUUCGCAGAAGUCUCCCUGCUUAUAAAGAGAGAGAUGCGUUACUGACUGCCAUUUCACAGAAUCAGGUUAUUAUCAUAUCAGGUCAAACUGGCUGUGGCAAGACCACACAGAUUCCUCAGUAUAUUUUGGAGUCGGAGAUAGAUUCUGGUAAUGGAGCUCUUUGUAAUAUCAUAUGUACACAACCACGGAGAAUAUCUGCCAUCUCUGUCUCUGAAAGAGUUGCUUCUGAGAGGGGAGAGAAAUUGGGUGAAUCUGUUGGAUAUAAAGUUCGUCUGGAGGGAGUGAAGGGAAAGGAUACACACCUUCUGUUUUGCACCACGGGCAUUUUGUUGAGGAGGCUGCUGGUUGAUAGAAACUUGAAAGGUGUAACUCACGUGAUCGUGGAUGAGAUUCAUGAACGUGGAAUGAACGAAGAUUUUCUGCUCAUUGUCCUCAAAGAUCUGCUUCCUCGUCGUACAGAAUUGAAGUUGAUUUUGAUGAGUGCAACAUUGGAUGCAGAACUCUUUUCAUCCUAUUUUGGUGGGGCACCGAUAGUUCGCAUUCCGGGGUUUACCUACCCUGUUCAAACGUACUUUCUGGAGGAUAUACUGGAAAUGUCAGGCUACAAAUUGACCCCUUACAACCAAAUAGAUGAUUAUGGUCAAGAGAAAAUGUGGAAAAUGGGCAAGCAAGCUCCAAGAAAAAGAAAGAGUCAGAUUGCUUCUGCAGUUGAGGAUGCACUUGGAGCAGCAGAUUUUGAGGAUUAUAGCCCCCAGACAAGAGAGUCUCUGUCAUGUUGGAAUCCUGACUGUAUUGGUUUUAACCUAAUAGAAUAUAUCCUAUGCCACAUUUGUGAGAAUGAAAGGCCUGGUGCUGUUCUAGUUUUCAUGACUGGAUGGGAUGACAUUAGUUCUCUGAAGGACAAACUUCAAACUCAUCCAGUAUUGGGAGACCCAACUCGAGUUUUGUUGCUUGCAUGCCAUGGUUCUAUGGCCACUUCAGAGCAGAGGUUAAUAUUUGAUGAGCCAGCGGAUGGAGUGAGGAAAAUAGUUCUAGCAACUAAUAUUGCUGAGACUAGUAUAACCAUCAACGAUGUGGUCUUUGUACUUGACUGUGGAAAGGCAAAAGAGACGUCCUAUGAUGCCCUCAAUAACACUCCUUGUUUGCUUCCUUCGUGGAUUUCCAAGGUUUCUGCUCAACAGCGAAGAGGAAGAGCUGGCCGUGUUCAACCUGGAGAAUGCUACCAUCUUUAUCCCAGAUGUGUAUAUGAUGCUUUUGCAGAAUACCAAUUGCCAGAAAUUUUAAGGACACCUUUGCAAUCCCUUUGCUUACAGAUAAAAAGUUUAAAACUUGGUAGUAUAUCCGAGUUUCUGUCUAGGGCUCUGCAAUCACCUGAAUUACUUGCAGUCCAAAAUGCUAUUGACUAUUUGAAAAUUAUUGGGGCGCUAGAUGAGAAUGAGAACUUGACUCUUUUAGGGCGGUACUUGAGUAUGCUCCCGGUGGAGCCCAAACUUGGGAAGAUGCUGAUAUUAGGUGCCAUCCUAAAUUGUCUAGAUCCAAUAUUGACUAUUGUUGCUGGCCUUAGUGUUAGAGACCCUUUCUUAACACCAUUCGAUAAGAAGGAUUUAGCAGAAGCGGCAAAAUCUCAGUUCUCACGUGAUUAUAGCGACCAUCUUGCACUUGUUCGGGCCUAUGAGGGCUGGAAGGAUGCUGAAAUCAACUUCGGUGGAUAUGAUUACUGCUGGAAAAAUUUCCUAUCAGUACAAUCAAUGAAAGCUAUUGAUGCCCUUCGUAAAGAUUUCUUCUCAUUGCUCAGAGACACUGGUCUUCCUGAUGGACACACGUCCACAAGCACUGCAUGGAACCGUGAUGAGCAUCUAAUCCGAGCAAUUAUUUGCUAUGGGCUGUAUCCUGGUAUUUGCUCUGUUGUGAAUAAUGAGAAAUCGUCUUCACUAAAGACUAUGGAAGAUGGCCAGGUGCUUCUAUAUUCGAACUCUGUAAAUGCUCGUGAAUCCCAAAUCCCAUAUCCGUGGCUAGCCUUUAAUGAGAAGAUAAAAGUUAAAUCAGUUUUCCUCCGGGAUUCCACGGCUGUAUCUGAUUCAAUGGUUCUGUUGUUUGGAGGCAGCAUUGUUAGAGGAGAUAUGGAUGGGCACCUAAAAAUGCUUGGAGGCUACCUGGAAUUCUUCAUGAACCUUUCUGUGGUGGAAAUGUAUGAGACCAUAAAGAGAUUACUGGAUGAGCUCAUUCAGGAUAAACUGGCGAACCCUAGGAUGGAUAUAAAGGGUCACCAUGAGCUCUUUUCUGCAGUACGACUACUGCUUGCGGAGGACAAAUCCUAUGGUAGGUUCAUUUUUGGCCGUCAGGCCUUAAUCCCUGCCAAGGUAUCGGUUGCAUCGACAACACAGCCCAACCUGGCUACUUCGCGGACUGAGAGUGGCCCUGGGGGGGACAACUCAAAGAGCCAGCUGCAGACGCUAGUGACUCGGGCUGGGUACGCUGCCCCGACCUACAAGACGAAGCAGCUGAGGAAUGGACAGUUCAGGGCCACAGUGGAGUUCAACGGGAUGCAAAUAAUGGGGCAGGCCUGCAACAACAAGAAGAGUGCCGAGAAGGACGCGGCUGCUGAGGCCCUUCAGUGGCUCAUGGGAGGAAACCAGCCUGGGCAAGGGUACAUCAACCAAAUGUCGAUGCUGCUGAAGAAGAGCAAGAAGGAUCACCAUUGACGAUGGUAAGAUUCGACGAUGAGUCCAGGUAAGCCUUUAGGCAGCAGCCUUUUCUAUAGAUGGCGACGAGAAGCUAGGAUCUUGAAAUAUAUGUGGUGUUGGAUUGUUGAUGGUCCUGAUAAGCAGUUUGAAUCUCGUGGAUGGGUUAGUAUUUCAGCAGGCAGAGGAGAAUCGUUUUUGCGAGAUUGCGAUAAAAGUCGGUUCAGUUACUGUGGUCAUAGCUUGUAGAACCACGAGAAUGUCAGAAUUUGGAGAUCAGAGAGGGGGUCCUCGGCUUUUGCGAGUAAGCAGUGUAAGAAUGGUCGUAUGUACUAGGAGAGGGGGAGGAGUUCCACUGAUCCGAACGGUCGCUCACUCAGAUAUCGGAUUUGAAGUGAAAUCGACCCUUAGAUAGGAUCUAGGGUCUCUGGUAUUUCAUUUUGACGUCUUUGUACAGGGAGAAGGCCAAAGUUAGCUUCUUCACUGGGUAUUCUUUUCUUAUGAUGAUAUCACAAUCCCAAUGCUCCGAUGCUUCAUGUUGUCUCCACUCUUCUCGUCGACACGACCCUGUACUGAAUGCUCAUGUUUAUGAAAUCUAUCAUCUAUGAAACUCUACUGAAUCCUCAUUUUUUUGAAAUUUAUCACCUACAAAACAAGCGGGAACUUGUGGAUCAGA